AUGCCCACCACCAAGCCCAAGCCUGCUUCGCCAUUUGGCCCCAACAUCUUGCCGGCCCAGUCGACGACAUCGCACUGGCAGCGGAGUACCGCAGGCAAUGCCUUUGCGACGUGCGGCAUGAACGACGCGUUGCCCGCUGAUGCCGAUGUCGUGAUCAUUGGCAGUGGUCUGUCUGGUGAGUCUCGGAGAACGUUUCAGUCAACUGACAACAGGCGCGGUGACCGCCCACAGCCUGCUGUCCUCUCCCAACCGCCCGGCCUCGGUGGUCAUCCUCGAAGCCCGCGAGGUGUGCUCUGGCGCCUCGGGAAGGAACGGCGGGCACUGUCGCCCGGACGCCUUCCGCGGCUUCACCUCUUUCGCCCAGCUGCACGGCCCCGAGCAAGCCAAGAAGAUCCUCGAGUCGGAGGCAAUCACAUUGAACAAGUCGGUUUUGGGAGUGGUGGAGAAGCGGUGGCUGACGUCAGGGUUGCUGCGUUUGUUGACAAGCACAACAUCGAGUGUGAGCUUGUCCUCCGCCCAACAAUGGACGUAUGCCUCACCGACAGCUUUGAAGAAUACGAGACCAAGGCAUUCGGUCAAGCCAAAGCGGGCGGUAUCGACCUCAGCGGCGUCAAGCACCUCAGCAAGGAUGUCACCGCAAAAGAAUGCCAGGCGCCGGACGCCGUCGCAGGCUGGCAGUGGUCAGCGUCGUCUGUCAACCCCUUGAAACUCGCGUACGGCGUAUACCGCGCAUGCUACGCCCUGGGCGGGUUUGGUCUGUACGCAUAUGCGCCAGUCACCGAGGUUGUGCCCAACGCCACCUCCUCACACCCGUGGACCGUCGUCACUCCCCGUGGCAGCGUCAACGCCGCCAAGGUGGUCCAUGCCACGAACGCAUACAGCAAGCUUCUCCUCCCGGAGCUUGACGGCCUCGUCCAGCCGUUCAGGGCUGGCGCAGUAAAGCUCGCCCCCGCCCCCAACAGGGCAUUCAAGCCUCUUCAGCCGACCAUGUCUCUCCGCCGGGAGCUGCACCACUUUUACAGCGUUGCACCUCAACCAGACGGCGGUAUCGUGCUCUCGUGCUCUCGAACAUGGACGGGACAGUCUCCCGACGAAUACCAGGAUCUCUUCGACAACAUGGAUGACUCGUACGCGCCUCUCGUACAGGCCAUGGACACUGUGACACAGGUGGCCAAGGCCCUUCCCAGCGCUCAAUAUGGCCCCAGUCGAGCUGGCGGAGUCGAGUCGAACUGGAGUGGCAUCAUUGGUUUUACACCCGAUGCCGUUCCGUUUGUCGGUCCCCUCCCAGACAAGCCUGGGCAGUAUGUGAUCGCUGGGUUCAAUGGUCACGGCAUGGCUCGUAUUUUCCACACUGCACCUUGCCUCGCCGACGUCAUGGUCGGAGGCAUGGACAAGUGGGAUCCUACUGUCCCAACUGCGUUCAUCAUCACCACAGAGCGCCUUGAGAAGCUCCGGGCCAUGGACACCGACUCUGUCGUGAAGAGCAGCGAAGAGGCCAAGCUUGGUCAAGUGAACGAGCGGGCCAAACUUUAA
This is a messenger RNA of Apiotrichum porosum, 1533 nucleotides long. RefSeq lists its product as uncharacterized. The record is from RefSeq and is a predicted model, not a curated record. Gene Ontology annotation, molecular function: oxidoreductase activity. Gene Ontology annotation, cellular component: cytoplasm. Lineage: Eukaryota; Fungi; Basidiomycota; Tremellomycetes; Trichosporonales; Trichosporonaceae. Bases 1 to 1533 code for a protein of 510 amino acids. The transcript has 7 exons.